UCUCUGGUAACAGACUCAGCAGGACACAAGCUCCUGGUCUUGAGUGGUCAGAGCUCAGAUCACGGUGGCCUUCUCCUUCAAACUGGGGUUUUCACCUACCAGACCUUUUCGCGUGUCUUUGCUGAUCCUGGGGUCAGUGAAUUAUUGGGCACAGCAGCCCCCAAGCAGCAGGCUACACUCACCGUGUCCUGCCGCGGGGAGGUUGGCUGGAGCUCCCUGGGACAACAUCAGAUCCUGCGGGAGUUCCUGGAAUACAGACUAAACCCUGACCCUGUUCUCCCCAAGAUGGAGGGCGUCACUGAGUUCACAGAGUACAUCUCUGAGACGGUCGACGUCCCUUCGCCUUUUGACCUCUUGGAGCCUCCCACCUCUGGGGGCUUCCUGAAACUGUCAAAGCCAUGUUGCUACAUCUUUCCCGGCGGCCGAGGAGACUCUGCUCUCUUCGCUGUGAAUGGAUUCAACAUCUUAGUGGAUGGAGGCUCAGAACGGAAAUCCUGCUUCUGGAAGCUGGUCCGUCACUUGGAUCGCAUUGACUCGAUUUUGCUCACGCACAUCGGUGCAGACAAUCUGCCAGGUAUCAAUGGGCUGCUUCAGAGGAAACUAGCAGAACAAGAGGAAGAACAAUCUCAAGACUCUACAAACUAUAAUGAAUGGAUGAAGAACCUGAUCUCUCCUGAACUCGGUGUGGUGUUUUUCAACGUGCCAGAGAAACUCCGUAUGCCAGAAUCUAAUCUCAAAGUGAAACGCAGCAUUGAAGAGGCCUCCCUGACUUUGCAGUACCUCAACAAACUAGGAAUCAAGCCUGAGCCUCUCUUUCGAGUGGUCAGCAACACCAUUGAACCCAUUACUUUGUUCCACAAGAUGGGUGUGGGCAGGUUAGACAUGUAUAUUCUCAACCCUGUCAAAGACAGCAAAGAAAUGCAAUUCUUAAUGCAGAAGUGGGCUGGCAACAGCAAGGCCAAAACUGGUAUUGUGCUGCCAAAUGGGAAAGAAGGAGAAAUAUCUGUUCCCUACCUGACAUCAGUCACAGCCCUCGUUGUCUGGCUCCCUGCCUGCCCUACAGAAAAGAUCAUCAGAGUGCUUUUUCCCGGGAAUGCACCACAAAACAAGAUCCUAGAGGGGCUGGAAAAAUUAAAGCACCUUGACUACUUGCGCUAUCCCGUAGCCACACAAAAGGACAUCGCCUCAGGAGCUCCUCCCUCUGGUGUAAAACAAACCAAAUUAAAGCAAAGGACAGAUAGCAAAGAGAGUCUCAGGUCGUCUCCAAAGACUACUGCAAAGGCCUCAAAGAAAGAAAGUGAAGGACAGGAUGAUGUGUCAGCUGCCACAGAGGCAAAGAGUGACUCUGUGAAGGAAAAUAUAUCAGAGAAGACUGAGGAGAAAAAGCCAACUAAAACUAUCAAAUCUAAAACUGAUGUGCCAGAAAAGAAAAAGCUCCUGAAAGAAAAAACCUUAAAGAAGCACACCAAGGAAAGGGUGUCAAAGAUAGAUGAGAAAAAGGACAAGGAGAAGAAAGAGAUCAAGAGGGUAAAGAAGGAUGACUCUGCCAAAAAAGAUGAAAAGAAAGAUGCUAAGUCCAAAGAGGACAAAAAGAAGGACACCUCCAAACCUGAGCUGAGGAAGAUUACAAAGCCUGACCUAAAACCUCUUACACCAGAAGUCAGAAAGACAUUACAUAAAGCUAAAGUAUCCAGUAAAGCCAAGACUGGAAAAGUCAAAGCUCCAAAGGCUGAACCUGCUGAGCCGAAGAAAGAAGCGCCAAAACCUGAGACUAUUCAACCUAAACCAGUCGAGAAUGGAGCUGUUGAGGGCAUAUCUGCUUCCUCGACUCCUGAAGACCUCACCAAGGAGUUUGAAAAACUAAAGCAAGAAGCCGCUGUAGCUGUAACAGCACAGCCUUCUGACAGUAUUGAGGAGUCAUUGGAGCCGACUUCACAAAGCCUUACCCAAGAGAAGCAGGAAGCACAAGAAACCACAUUAGAAAUUCCACCUGGCGCAGAGUCUCCAGAAAAGGAGGCAGCAGCCCCAGAAGUGGAAGCCGAAUCUGAAGAAAGAGAGAAGGAGUCGACUCAAGAAAAAGAAGAUGAGUCUCAAAAGUUUGAGGAUGAAGGAGCAGCGUCUCAGGACGAGGAAGAGAAAGAAGAAGAGGCCCCAGCUGCUGAGAAGAAAAUAGAAAAGGAGGAGGAGGAAGAUAUGGGAAUUGGUGAAGAGGAAGAUGAGUCAAAAUGGAAGGACAGUCAAGAUGAUGGACUUGACAGGAAGCAUGAGAUAGAAGAAAUGGAGAAGUCGGAAUCUCUCGCAGCAAAAUGUUUGACAAAAGAGGAGCUACAAAUGGAGGAAGAGGAGGAGGAGGCUGUUGAGAAAGCUGAAUUGGAAGAGGUAGAAGAUUUAGAUGUAAUAGCAGACGAAGAGAUCAAAGUCAAACCUGAAGAUGCAGCUGAAGAGCAAAUGUCCCAUGGACUUCUCGCUGCAGCCAAAGAGGAAGAGGAAGAUGAAGAAGAAGAAGGCUACCUGUCACACGUUGGAGGGGCCACAGCUCCCAUAACCUCAAUAGCUCAAGGAGCUGCCGCAGCUGAACCUAUCUCCUACAUCCAAGACGAGACCAUUCCUGGCUACUCUGAGACCGAGCAGACCAUCUCCGACGAGGAGAUUCACGAGGAGGCAGAAGAAAGGAUACCACACCUUCAGUACGAUGUUGGUGCUUACGACAUAUCUGUUCCCGAUCAGACUGGAUCAUUUGUAAACAUUCAUGGCAUGAGGGAAAUGCAAGCUGCUGCCAUGACAGAGAAAGGCUAUAUUCCAGGUGUGCACGAGCAGGUGUCAGUGUUCACCAACAUCAUUACAGCUCCUCUAGCAGAAGAAGAGCACGUGUCUUCUGCAACGUCCAUCACAGAGUACGACAAAAUAUCCUCCUUCCCUACUUCUAUCGCUGAAGACCAACCUGUGGCGUCUGUCGGGGCACCUACAGCUGAAGAGCCACCUAAAAGCCCCGCUGCUGCGUCGACCCCAUCUGACCAAGGCAAAGAGCAGCCACACUCUGCAGGAACUCUUUCACCACCGUCUUUAGAGGAUGACAAACAAUCUAAGUCUCCCUCAGAUGACUUACAGCUCCCUAUUGCUGAAGUUAAGGUGGCUGCUAAAGCUCCAGCUGCUCAGGAUGAGGAGGAGGAGGAAGAAGAAGAGGAGGAUGAGGAUCAGACUCCUAAUGUUGACAUGUCACUUGAAAAACUCCAACAGGGCUACGCUUCUCUACAGAGCAAAGAGAAGGAUAUUGAAACUCUGACUGGCUCUGUGCCUCCAGUUUCCGCAUCUGUGCAAGACAGUAAACAAAUCCAUCUACCGGUUGAAGAGGAAAAUAAAGAUGCAGUUGCACCUAAAGACAUUUCCUCUGUUGUGCCUACCAGACGUUUUGGAUCUGACUCUGUAACUUCAGAGAGUGAAGAGCGCUGCUUCAGUCCGGAUGACGUCACUGUGAAAAUGGCCUCCCCUCCACAGUCCGGACCACAGAGUGCAGCUCACUCUCCGCUUCGUCAGUCACCAGUGGAAGACAAGACCAAGGUCUCGCCUGAUUUGGAAAUGCACAAGCAAGAGGAGCUCCUCGAUGUAGCCGCAGAAACUGAAGACAAAACUGAAAAGAAAGAUGAAGCAGAAACUGAGAUGAAACAAGAUGAAGGCAAACAGGAUGCAGAGCAGCAGCAGGGAGCAGUUUCAACAUCUUCUGACGUAUCAGUUGACAUAAAAGAGGUUUCAGCAAUGAAGGAUCCAGAAGAAGACUCAUCAGUGGCAAAAGAUGAGAGGAAACAGGUAGACACAGUCCCCAUUGUUGGAACAUCUUUAACCGAGGUUCAACCACCCGUGUCAGAGAAGGAUUCCCUCCUGUCAUCAGGACAAAGUGAUGAAGUGGUCGACAAAGGGCUCAGAGACACAGAACCUGAAGUGCCUCUUCAAGGUAAAUUUCCAGAAGGGGAAAGUGGUUUCCUUGAUGAUGAUGAUGAUGAUGAUAACAAGAAAGGUGAUGAUGAUGACCAUGAUGAUAAAUCUGCUGUUAAAACCGUCGGUGCAGAACAGGAGAAAGAAAAAGGCGACACCUCUGACGGCAUAAAAAUCAAGGAUGAGCAGAAACAGGAAUCUGUCAUCCCAGAGCACAUUUCUGCUGUUGAGUCUACCAUGGAUGAGAAAGCAGAGGUGGGAGCAGUAAAGGACAAAAUCUCUGACAUCAAAUCUUUAAAAGAUGACAACAUUGAAAAGGAAAUUGUCAUCAAAGAUGAGCAGGCAGUACCUGAAAGUCCAGAGAUUGAAAUUGUUGCUUCGGACGCAAAACAAAUCAAAGACGAACAGAAGCAGAAAGAUGUAAAAGAAGAUUUUGACCUGAAGACCACAGACGAGGUGAAGGAGGCAGAGGUUCAAAAGAUUGAGGUGUGUGAUGGUAAUAUUAAAAAAGAGGAAGAGAAGAAAGAGACAGAAAAUGGUGAUACUGUUGAUAUUAGCCCCAUCAAAAGUGAGGAGAAAGAGAUUGAAAAAGCCCAAACAACAGAUACUGAGCCUGUUAAAGACCAUCUAAAGGAAGAGGCAAAGAAGGACGAUGUUACUACAAAAGAUCCUCCAAAAGAUGAGAAGAAAGAGACGGAAACAUCUGAUAUCAAAGUAUUUGAAGUAAAGGAAGAGGACAUAGAGACGGUAAAGAUAGAUGCUUUCACAGAUAAGCCAGGAGAAAAGGAGGCGAUGGAAGACUCUACUGCUAAACUCAUCAAAGAGGAAGACAUUAUUAGUAAGGUUGAUGUGUCUGCUGUAACCAUUACAGAGGAAAAGAGGGAUGGGAUUGAUGCUAUCUCGAGCCUCACCAAGACUGAGGAAAUGGAAGCAACAGUGAGUGGAGAGGAGAGUAUUUCUGCCAAGCAAUCCAUUGAGCAAGAAGAAGAGAAACAAGAAGAUAGCUCUGACACCAAACUCUCCAAGGAUCAGGAAAAAUAUAUGACAACAAGCAAGGGGGAUGCUUACAUCCUCGAACCUACAACAGAAGGAGAAAAGAAGGAUGAAACCAGUAAAGAUGACACUGCUGCUGUAAAAAUAACGAAGGCAGAAGAAAAAGAUAAAUUCCCAAGCAUGGAAGAUCUGUCUGCUGUUAAACCAACUGCUGGAGAAGAAAAGGACCAAAUGGAAAGUAAAGAAGAUACACUUGUGAUAAAACUUGACAAGGUUGAGGAAAAAGAAGAACUUCUGAGUACGCAAGAUACAUCUGCUGUUAAACCGGCUGAUGGAGAAGAAAAGGAACAAGUGGAAAGUAAAGAAGACACAGUUGAGAUCAAACUGAGCCAGGUAGAAGAGAAAGAUCAACCCCUCAGUAUAGAAGAUACUUCCAAACCAACAGCUGGAGAAGGAAAAGAACAGGAAGAAAGUAAAGAGGAUACUACGCCAUUAAAACUUAGCAGAAUGGAGGAAGAGCAGGUGAUGGUAUCCAAAGAUGUUGCUCAAACAAAGGCAGAAGCAAAAGACACCCUUGAGGAGUCCGUCAAAUCCGUCAUGGAGGACGACAAGGGGCAAGAAACGAUCAAAGAUGAAGACGUCAAAAUCACCAAGAUAGAGGAAGAGGAUGUGAUAAAGAGGGAAGAUAUUUCUGCUGUCCAAAUGUCUGAGGAUAAAAUGAGCCCAAAGGAUGACACUGUCGUUGCCAAACCCUCCAUGGAAGAACAAAAGGAGAAAGAUCUCGGUAGAGAUCUUUCUGCUGUUGAAACGGCGAUAGAAGGAAAGGAGAAAGCAGUGGAUAAGGAGGAAGCUAUAACUGUGAAACUAUCAAAGGAGGAGGAUUAUAGUGAUGAAACUAAAACCAUCAAGGAAGAAAUAGAUACAGUGACAGUUAAGGAAGACAUUUCUGAUAUCAAACCUACAAGAGAGGAGAGCAAAGAGGAGGCCAGUGAAAAACCUCUUGCAGCUGAGGAUGAGAAGGAACAGAUGAAGGAUGAAAAGUCAGAUAUGAAGCUCAUAAAAGAAGAGACAAAAGAUGAAUUUUAUGAGAAAGAAAUUCAAGUCAAAGAGGAACCCCUGGAAACAGGGACAAAAAUAAAUGACAUUUCUGAUUUGGGGUCUGUACAGGAGCAGAAGGAAAAAGAUACAGAGGACACUUCUGUUGAAACCAUGAAGGAUGAAAAAAGUGGCAUUCCUAUCAAACAAGAGGCUAAAGAGCAGACGAAGGGUGAUAUCUCAGAGCACAAAGCAAUUUUGGAGGAAAUGAAGGAUAAAGACUCUGAAAAGGCCGACAAAGAAAAGGAGAAAGAAACAGACUUAAGUGUUCGGCAUCUCCAAGAUGAUGCUGGCCAUCCUUCACAGCCUGAAUCUAAGGCAGAUGAUAAAAAAGAGGUAGAUCUUCCCGGCCCUCAGACCUCAGAGGAGAAGGAAACUAAAAAGGAUGAUAUUUGCGACAUUAGUGAUAAGCAUAUACAUGAAGAAACCUCUGAUAUGCUUACAGGAUCUCAGAAAGAAAAAGAAACUUCUGCCGCUUCAUCAAUGGAAGUGCAGCCAGACAUCUCUGUGAGUACAUCAAGUGAGGCCCUGAAACCUGUGAAAGGUGACAUUUGUGUGGCUCCCAGCCUAAUGCAGAAAGAGGAAAAAGAACAAGAUGAGGAAGAAAAGGUCAUCAUAAGUCCAGAAGAGAAGAUGGAGAAAGAAAAAGAUGAUGCUCAUGUCGCUGAACUUAGCAAAGAAGAGAAAAUGGAAAAGGAGCAAGAAAAAGAAUACACCUACGAAGACAUCAAAGAUGAAAAGACGAUUAAAGAAAAGGAUGCCGCCGAUGUGAAAACAGACGAAAUCACUGAAAAGGAAAAGUAUGACUCGUCUGAUGCAGACCACACAAAAGAGGAGAAAUGGGAGAGAGAGGAGUUACAGGAGAAAGCGCUGGACAAAGCAGUGAAACAACCUGCUCAGGCAGCAGUAGAAGAAGAAGCAGCAGCAGCAGCAACAGCAUCAAAGUCAGAUUACAAACCUGCAUUUGUGCUCCAGUCCUCGGAUGAAGACAGGGAAGAUGAAGACGAGGAGGCCAUUUGUAUGGGAGGAGCAGGCUCCAGGCCUUUGUCCGUGGAGAUUAAAAAACCAGAACAUGACUUUUCCUCUGCAGGUCUAACCUCUUCUCAAACACCACAGACAAGUGACCAAACUAAACCACCAGUGACGCAAAAGAUCACAGUUAUAAUACCAACACUUACAAUGCAGGAGCCCUCAAUAGAUGAAGACAUCAAAGAAGAAUCCAGACCCUCACCCGAAGCAGGCAAAGAUGUGAAAACAGAAAUCACACCUGCACCACUUGCCAAGCCAGAGCCGUCCUUUGAUAAUGUCACAUCAAAGGAGGAGGCGUCCUCUGUUCCAAAACAAGAAACAGCCUCUGAUAUCCCCGCGGGUAAAGCGCAACCAAUGUCAGACUCAACUGAGAAAAAGCCUAUGUUGUCAACAGUUUCAAGCAGUGACAGUCAACAGAGGAGCAGUACACUUUCGAGCACUGAGAGCCAGUCCAGUGUGGAGGAAGCCCCGCUACAAGACAAACAGAUACCACCUCAGGCAAGCUCAUUUGCCAGUGCUACGGAAAAGACAAAACUGGACGAGAAACCAGAAAAGGAAGCCGAGAGGGAGAUGGAAGGAGAGCGAGAGGUAGCUUCUCCAGGAUUAUCAAAACCUUGCUCUUAUUUCAUGUUGGACAAACAUUCUCCGGGUGCCAGCCAGGCUGUAAUUCCGAAAUCUGACACUGCAGAAAUGGAGAGAGUUGAAAAGUUGACCUCAGAGAAGGAAACGGUUAGUGAGAGCCUUGGAGAUGAAAAGCAAACAUUUGGUGCAUCUAAGUAUGAUCCUUAUGAAAAGCCCAUUCCAAAAGAUCAUGACUUGGACUCCAGAGAUGAAAGUGAAGUAGCUCUAGGUUUUGAUCACGCCUCCGAUAUUGGCAUCGAUGACAACAGAAGAACAAGCCUGGCAGAGGCUGGAGCAGCCAUGUUCCUCCUGGAUGAUCAGUACAAAGAAGAACCUCUGUCCUUCAGUAGAGUUGACUACAGUGCCGCGUCCCUCACAGAGAGUGAAAGAAGCAGCCACCACAGCCCAAGUGCCUCACCCAAAUAUGAAGAUAGAGAAAAGGGCCAGGAGGAGGAGAGUGAGAGAGAAGAAAGACCAGAAACACAUUAUGUUGACAAGAACUUUUCAUCCAUAGACACCCAAGAUAACAAACUGUUGCAAGCUGCUGAGUCGUACUCUUUUAGUCCCAAAGAGGACAAACCAGAGAAAACAGAGAAAGAGAAAGAGGAUAUGAUGGAAGGUGCUGCAGCAGCUUCUCAAAUAGCUGUAACCGAAGACAGUGAUAGUCUUUCUAUCUGUGCUGCUGUACAACCAGCAGGCACAUCAUUAAGACAAGAAUCAACCUCUUCAUCAUGGAGUCAAUCAGAUCUCAGUGCCCAAGUUUCAGCUUCUCCUGCAGCCUUUGGAGAAAUAACAUUUAAGAGAACAGAAAAGGAGAAAGAGAAAUCUGAUGAGUCGCUCAAAGACAAAAAGGAGUCCUCUGAUGAUGAAAGAGAGGGAUCAGCGUGUGGUCGGCAUUCACCUGCAGAAAAAGACAUUUUACCUCAAAAAGUGUCACCUAUGAAAACAGAGGAAUCUUCAAGUGUCUCAUCUGCGGCAACAUAUUCAGGACAAGUAAUAGAUGAUAAUGUUUUGGCAUCUGACAAUAGUCAAGUUAGCAGCUCUGCCACUUCUAAAUCAGUGUUAGAUUUCCCUGACAGUAAAGAGCUCCUAAUAGAAAAAAGGUUACUUGUAGAAGGAGAAGAUUUCAAUGUUGAUGAUGAUGACGAGGAUGAGGAGGAGGAAGAGGAGGAAGAAGAGGAGGUGUGUAGUGAUGUCGAUAUGGAAAAAGGUGCCAGAGAACAGUCUGAAAAAGAGAUGUGCAGACGUGGAUCUGAUGAUAGUGCUACGUUGGCAGAGGUAAAUAAGAACUCUCAGUUGCCUGACUUAAGCUGCCAUAAAGAGGAACCAAUCUGUAAACCAAUACCUGAUGAGGCCUCUGCAUCUAAAGUCACAGAGACAGACAAACAGGACCUUAGCAAGACAACACCCUCUCCUGAAGCAAAACAACUCAAAGAUGAUAGUACAGGUUUUGGUGGUGCCAUGUCCAAAUCUCCUGAGACAAAAAGCGAAGAUGUGAGUAAAACAGACCCAAGUGCUCACAAAGAAGACGAAAGCUGUUUAACUAAAUCAGAUGCCUCAAAGCUUCCUGAAACAGAGGAAGAAGAGGACACAGACAGAAAGCUGUUGUCUCCUUUGCCUGAUACAAAGAGAAGGUUGUCGUCAGCAAUGGAAUUUACCUCCUCCGAAGUACUACAGUCACAAAAAGCUGAUCAAGACAAACCGUCUCAAUCGCCAAGCUUUUUGACAAAGGAAUCUUCUCAAGCAAUGCCCAUAAGCAGCUUUCCAGGAAUCUCUUUGCCACCUGACAAUUCAGAGCCUAUACCCAGGGUUUCAUCUAGUUCCCCUUCUCCACUAGGAAGUAGCUAUGCAGAUAUUGGACAGAGCAGAUCUGAAGGUUCCUCUGAGCCUUUAUGCAAAGAAAGGAGUCAAGCAGGGUCAAAGGACGAGACCCUUGUACUCUCAGAUGCUUUCCAUCUACCCCAACAUAUAGAUGAUAAACCUUUCAGUCAAAAGGACUUGAAAAAAGAAAAUCAAGCCGAAAGGCAGACAAUAGAUAUAACUGCAACACAUGAGGGAACUACCUCAGCUUGCACGUACACUACCUUAACAUACUCAACUUCAACAUUCUCCUCUACAUCAUACAGUUUCUCGUCCUCAGCUUCAACAUCUUCCCCUAUGAGCCAACAGUCUGGAGACAAGGUUGAAACUUACACAACACUAUCACGUUCUGACGUAUCUCUUGCAAAAGAGGAGUCAUCAUUCAGGACAGAGCCGUCAAGCUCCUGCUUUGGAGGUUUUCAGAGAGAUGAGUACAUGGAGGUGACAAAACCUGCAACAAAAGUUUCUUUUCCAAGCCAAUUUGAUGAGACCAAACCAUUGUCUCCAGGCUUGCCUACCACCGCCAAGCAGACUGAUGAUAAAGACAGUGCUCUAAAGCCUGAAAAAGAGACAAAGUCAAGCAUAGAUAGUUUUUAUAUGUUAGAGACGAAGACUGCAACGUCCUCUACAGUACCAUCCACACAAAGUAUGGAACCAGUAAAGGCAUCAGAGAGUUUAUCCACAUCAGAGGCUUGCUUUGAUGUAUCCCCCCUCCAAAGGGCUGACUCCUCUGACAGGGUGUGCCCAGGGUCAGUACAAGAUAAGCCUGAAACACUUGAAAUGGAAGAUAGCACCCUACCAUGUCGUAUUGAAUGUGAAAAAAUCGAAGUGGCUGAGCAAAAAGAGACUGCAUCGUCUACAACUGAUUCAAAUCUGGUGGAGAGUACCACUCUCUCCACUGAGAAGACCAUUACCAUCACAGCAAUGACUGUUGUGUCCAAACCAACUCAAGAGACUGUCACAGAUACUUCAAGUUGUGAUAGUGAAGCUAGCAAAACCUUAUGUGCCACAACAGUCUUGUCUAAAACAGAAGAAGAUAAAGAGAAAUUGGAGAAAGCAAAGGUGGACAAAGACGAAAAUACAAAAAGUACUAUUGAACCUUUUAAGGAAGAUGCAAAGGUAUCACAAAAAGAAAUAAUGGUGGCACCAUCUGAUCCAAAUAUGUGUAAAAAAGGAGAAGAUGGUAAAAAAGGAGAGGCAGAAAAGGUAGAGGAGAAAAGUUUGUUGGACAAGCCACCAGAGAGAUUACAGGGUAGGAGAAAGAGCAGCAUAUCUGAUUGGGAGCUAAUACAGAGGCCUGAUGAAUACCCAAGUGCCCCUCCUCCAGGUUAUGGUGAUGACGAUGAGGAGGAGGUAGAGGAGGAAGCAAUGGAGUGGGUAACUAGUGCCCACAGUGCCUCUGUGUCUUCCUCAAAAGAUCCCUGUCAAACAGAAACUUCUAGCAAAAGACCUGUAAAAGCUGAUCGUCCCUCUGACUUGAACACUGGAGCCGCCUCCUCUUCUGCCUCCCAUGCUGGCUUUUCCUCCUGCGAAUAUAAACAUCGCAAGGGAGAACUAUCGCCUUCAUUCAUCAACCCAAGCCCUCAUCUGCUCUCCAGUGAUGAGGGUGAGGAGGAUGAACACAGUGACCACUCCCAAGAUGCUGACGAGGAUGAUCAGGAGCAACACUCAGUGAAGAGGAGGUCGCACAAGCAGAGGCGCCAACAUCCUCAGAGUCAGCAUGGAGACUCUGGACAAGGGCCACAUCAGAUGCCUGGCUUGUCUUCUGGCUUGGCUGUGACAUUAGCUGGAGAGGAAACACCCCCAACGUCAGUGAGUGAGUCAUUGCCUACACAGUCUGACUCUGACGUGCCGCCAGAAACCGAGGAAUGUCCGUCAAUAACAGCCGAAGGAAACCUGGACUCUGACGAAGACGCUGAACAUCUGCCAGUAGACAAAUUAUCUGCAACUGGAGCUUCAGGAGGUCACCGUCCUCCCUCACCAAGGUCUACUCAAAAGACUCACGAUCCCCUCCCCACACCGAUGAAGGACCCCCAUCCCCAUCCUCCCCAUCCAGAUGUGUGCAUGGUAGAUCCAGAGGCUCUUCUCAAUGACCACAGCAGCACAGAGAAACUUCUCAAGAAGGAGCACAAGACCACAAAGGGCCUCAGGAAGAGCAAACCCAAGUCAGCUUCCCCGGCCCGCAAAAAUGAAGUCAGGAAGAGGUCCUAUACUCCAGUGAAGCAGACUUCUAAGGAAUCUGCUUCUCCUCGAUCAGCCUCCCUGAGGAGGAGGGACACUGAUAGAAGCUCCAGGCUGAACAAGAUGUCUGAAACCCAGAGUGCUAGGAGUGACACGGGAGUUAAAGGCUUGGUCAAUGGUGUCAAGAGCACAUCAGUCAACAAUUCUCAGAAAACAGGCUCAGCCGUCCCUGCUGGACCACCAGUCUAUGUGGACUUGGCCUAUGUACCAAACCACUGCAGUGCAAAGAACGUGGACCAGGAAUUCUUCAAAAGAGUGAGAGCUGCUUACUAUGUGGUGAGCGGGAAUGACCCAGGCAGUGGAGAACCCAGUCGUGGAGUCCUAGAUGCCCUGCUGGAGGGCAAAGCUCAGUGGGGCUCCAAUUUACAGGUGACUCUUAUCCCCACCCACGACAGCGAGGUGACCCGGGAAUGGUACCAGCAGACCCAUGAGAAGCAGCAGGACCUGAACAUCAUGGUUCUGGCCUCUAGCAGCACCGUAGUCAUGCAGGAUGAGUCCUUCCCCGCCUGCAAGAUCGAAUUUUGAGCUUCAAGCACCAUGCUGUGCUCUCCUACUCUUGUCCCAUCCUCCCCCUCCCUGUCAUGCGUCCUCACUGGAGGUAGAGUGAGCGGACAGCACUCUGCUUCUUCAAAGCUUCUCGCUUACUCAUGGUAUCACUCAAAUGCAUUUACUGCAACCCUCAAACAACUAGAUUAUGUUAGCUGAAAUCAAAGUCAGAAGUUUGGGUUUGUGCUCUGCGUGAUAGUGUGGGGUUAUCUUGCAAGUAAUAAACUACUUUCAUGUUUGUUAUCGCUGUGAGUAAACUGUUUGCCCUAACUCGUCUCUUAUUCAAGCACCAGUUGUGCUUGAUCAAAAAAUCUUAAAAGCUUUCUUUGCCGCAUAUCUAACAAAUACCCAUCUUUAUCCUAAAACUUACCACAAACUACAGAUUAGUCAAGUGUUGGUCUGAAAAUGUUGCCUUCAAUCAAAUCAAUCUCAAAUGUAACAUUUCCAAAAGUGGCAAAAUUCUUGUUCAAAUGUUCAAAACAAGUGCCAAAACACUGAAAAAUUCACAUUUCUCAAGACUGUCUCCUAAAUGAAUGAGAGACUGAUGACUUCAUGCAGUGUUUUAUAAGAGUAGAACUGUUCCAUAAGUUUCUUCAUAUGAAGCUUCCAUCUGUGCACAUGGCAAAACCCAUAGGUUGCAGCUCUGCUCACACCACAGUAGUUUUUGGAAAUAACUCAAUAGAGACAUAAAUUGAUGUUAUGUAAAAGAAACAAUGUUCCUUCUUGUCAUUUUGUGAUGAAGUUUUAGGGGAUGCCUGAAGUUGCCACUGUUUGAAAUCUCUCUCUUUCGGCUUUUACAGCUUUGUUGGUGCAUGAUGCUUGCAAUUUAGCUCAGACUGUCCGAACUGCAUAGGGUUAAUCGUUUCUUUAGCCAGCCUCUGAGUGUGGAAUGCAGUUUAGUGCAGAUAGAUAACUACACCUGUUUGGCUGUGAAUUCAAUAGGCGCCAGGCAAAGGGACGAUGUUUGCACAGUAAUCAUAUCUCUGCUGGAUGUAACGGUUCCUCUUUAAGUCGUAUCACGCUCUAUGUUGGUCAUAUGUACUCCUGUAUACGCACAGUAUAGGGUAAAUGUUUCUACAUCAAUACGAUUUGUUGAAAGAUUAGUUAUUUCGUGAUGAUGCAGCAAAAUAAUGAUCCUGAAGCGAAUUUUGAUGAGGUUUAAUUUUUCCAUCAUUUCCUCCUGUUCAGCUACAUUUUACCGUUUGUUGAUAUCGUAAAGCGAUGAAAAAAAAACAAGCAUUGACCUGAGACAAAUGUAGCAACGGAAGCUUGUCUGCUUGUUCCCUUAGAGGAACGUUAACAUCAGUUUGAACUGCAAUAUUUUGUAUUUAUUGAUGGGGUUGUUUUUCAGGAUAGAAAUAUAUACAUAUAUAUAUAUAUAUAUAUAUAUAUAUGUAUAUAUAUAUGGAGUGUGUAAUAGGAGGCUUCUUUCACGUGCCUUUAGCUUGUGGUUUUGUAGAGAGGGAAUUAUUUGAAGGACAUGUCAGCCAUUUUGAAGCAGAGCCAGGGUAAAGAAAGGAAACCAAAUGUAAGGACUUUGAAACAGAUGACAAAUCAGUCAAUACAGAACAUACACAAACCUUCGUCCACAACCAGGACACUCUGAAAUUGUCAAGCUAUACAAUACAAACUAUUCUGAAAUGUCACUUUUAAACCAACAUGAAUGUCUUCGAGCAAAGUAUUGCACCAAAUAGGAAUGUACUUUUAAGAGGUGUGAGAGUUGAAAAGUUGGAUUUUUGUGUGAUGAUGAUGACAGGGAUAGAAGUAGCAGAGAAUAACUCAAAUAUAUUAUAGAUACUUAAAUAUAAAGAAUUUUUACGCAAAGAUCCUCCCAACUGAGUGAGACAAAAUCUCACUAUGAAGCAAUUAUCUAAUCUUAAUCCCAGAGACGUAUGUAUAGAACGAGCAUGAACGUGAAUGUUUAGGAUUGUACAAGAAGCAGUUAUAAAGUAGGAAUGUCUUUAGAGUACUUUUUGUGUUUGUUAGUUCACAAUGAAUGCACAGAGUAGCUGUUUUUGUAACGCAGCAUGGGUUGGAGAGUGAGGUAAAGUGUGAAAGGUCUUUUUGUUAGAAAGACCGGAGAGAAACUCAUAUGCACAUGUGACCUUUAUACACAUGGCCAAGUUGGAUUUUAAAUGUGUAUAGGAAGAUAUUUUUAUUUGCAAUCCAUUCAGGUUUAAUUUUCUCCUUCAUUGUUCUCAGAAGCAAAUGCAUUUUUUGAAUUAUAAUUAGUUUUGGUCAAAAUAAGAAAAACAUUUCUGCAAAGAUGUUUCCAUCAAAAGGUGGAUUUUUUUUUUUUGCUUGUUUGUUUUGUUUUUAUUUGAAGCUAAGGGCAGGCGAGGCGGACGCUUGGAUUUCUAGAAAGUAUGCUGUUUGAGGAUUCGAUGACAGAUUGAUUAACAAGAUGUCGCCAACUUCAUUCAGUUUUUUUCUCCAAACUGAUAAAAACAUGAACAACAUGGUCAGCCUGUAUUAGCCUGGGCCCCUCCCCCCCCUCCUUCUGUCAAAACGCUAACACUACUUUUAAACUGGAAGUUUCAAAGCCUCAAUAUUCAAAGAUUCACAAGUUGCCACAGAUUGUAAUUAUUUUUCUAAACAUUAUAUAACCCCAUGAUGUACUGUUUAAGAGGCAGACAUAGCUUUUUUUAUCCCACUGGGGAAGAGUCUGAUGCAGGGUGUUUAUUACACAGCUGGGAACGCACAAGUUACACACACACACACACACACACACACACACACACACACACACACACACACACACACACACACACACACACACACACACACACACACACACACACACACACACACACACACACACACACACACACACACACACACACACACACACACACACACACACCUUCGUCUGAAGGGAGUACAUAAUCUAAAGGCCAGAACACAACUUGCACACGAUCAAAUUGACUCCCUUGUAUACAGUUUACGAGUGUUUGUGAUCUGGUCGAACAACAAGUGUUUUUUCAGCCCUUCUUCAAUGCUGUCUGGAAACAAGGAGCUUUUUCAAUGUAUGGAUCAGAUUUUGUGGAUGGCCUGAUGUGUCGUAUACUGUCUUUGAAUCCUGUUUUUAAGUUGGCAGAUUCCAAAUAACUGGCCUUGAGCUAUACAAAUAUAUAUUUUUUUUUUGUCAAGGCAUCAGUUGAACGCUGCGAGUCGCUUGAUGAUGACCGUCUGACUAUACACGAGCUGAAUGCACUAAACAGGAAAUCUAUUUUUCUGAAUGUAGAGUUGGUACUACUGUGCGAACGCUGCUGGAUCAAAUCAAGUGACAAAAAAAUAAAUAAAUACAUAAACAAAAAAAAAAGGAAUAACUCUCACACAAACCUAGACAGAUCUAAAUGUUAGGGAGCAGGCGGAUACUGGUUUCUGUUUUGACAAACUGUCGCCUCAGUUCCAAUCGUAUCCUGAAGGGGGAGACAAGUUUGACUUUUAUCGAGUCAGCGAUCCCACAAUAGACGUCUGAACAGUAACACAGAAAAAGUACAAACUGCAGCUGCAACUUUUCCUGAAAAUGACUUGAAACACAUGCAGACUCAAAAAACAACCAUCAGUAAAAAACGGAAAACUAAAGCUACAUGUACACAUCUGUACGGUACGCAGAAUUGUAAAUAUCGCUCUGGAAAAGGAACAAACCGGAAAGAUACAAACAAACUAUCCUUCUUCUUCUUGUGACACCUGUUCAUUUCUCGCUGAUUUUAGUGACAGUGCGAUACAAACUGUUAACUUCUCCUGGAACUAAGAAAACAACAAACAUAACGCAGACAAGAUACAGAACGAGAAAAAAAAAAAAGUGCAUCUUUCAGUUCCAUUCCAUCGCCAUACCUGCAUUAAAAUGACGAUAUCAUUUGAUCACGAUAUGGUGUCAUGUGUCCAUCUAAUCUAUCUGCAUGUGAUUUAUUUAGUUAUAAUCCUGAAUGUAAUUGUUUAACUUGGAAAUAUUAAUAAUAAUAAAAAGAUACACUGCUAUUUUAAAGAGAUAUAUUUGAAAAAAAAAAGAAGCUAAUUGUCUUAACUGGUACUGAAAUGACCUACAGUAAUAUAAUACUGGGCUGUGCUUUUAUUGUUUGCCCUAUUAACAUGUUGUUAAGAAGACGCUGUAUUUGUAGUUCCGUUCGAUUCUCUCUCUUUCUCUCUCUCUUUUGCAUUGUAAUAAUCUUAGUUCUGUUUUUCUUCCUCAGUGCAAUAUUCAAUAUCUCUCUGUCUCUUUAAAUCUAACUGAUAAAACUAGAACUACUGCAAAUUCAUUGUAAAAGGGAAACAGCCUGGUGAUCAUCAAUUAAAGUUCAUUGAAAUCUAAA
Molecule: messenger RNA, 16631 nt
Organism: Labrus bergylta (ballan wrasse)
Lineage: Eukaryota; Metazoa; Chordata; Actinopteri; Labriformes; Labridae
Gene: map1ab
Product: microtubule-associated protein 1Ab
Biological process (GO): regulation of microtubule depolymerization; microtubule cytoskeleton organization; axonogenesis
Cellular component (GO): cytosol; microtubule; microtubule associated complex
Molecular function (GO): actin binding; microtubule binding
Source: RefSeq, a predicted model, not a curated record